CGGGAAAAGAGCAGCUCGUCAAGCACCUGUGGUAGAGGAGAGUGUGAGGCGGUGACCUGAGAGGAUCCAUCUCCUCACGGACUCCGAGCACUGAGGGACACAUGCAGUGAAUGUACAGCUGCAUGAUUCUUCGUGCAAAGUAUUACCAGAGGAACUUAAAACCAAAGGAGGAACAGGAAUUCAAACUGCACUGACCAAGAGCAGGACCUCAGCAGUGAUACAGAAUGGCGUCUGGUGAUCUGAGGGACGAGCUGAAUUGCUCCAUCUGCCUGAACCUCUAUACAGAUCCCGUAUCCCUGAGAUGUGGACACAACUUCUGCCGCUUGUGUAUUGCUCACGUGCUUGAUACACAGGAUGGGUCUAGAGGUUACUUAUGUCCUGACUGCAGAGCCGCAUAUCCAAAGCGUCCGGUCCUGGAGAAGAACAGGAAGCUGGGUAAUAUAGUGGAGCAUUUCUUAUCUACUCAGCCUGAUCUAGAGGAGACCAGAAUCUUCUGUACUUACUGUACAAAGGCUCCUGUCCCAGCUGUAAAGUCCUGUUUGCACUGUGAGAUCUCUCUAUGUGAUGAGCACCUGACAGCCCAUAACAAGACCCUGGAUCAUGUAUUAACAGAAUCAACCCGCUCCUUUGGCAACAAAAAAUGUCCCAUCCACAAGAAGGUUCUGGAGCUUUACUGUCCGCAGGACGCAUCUUGUCUGUGUGUGUUUUGCUGUCUGGUUGGUGAGCACAGGGGGCACCAGGUGGAUCUUCUAGAUGAGGCUUCUGAGAAAAAGAAGAAAAAACUGAGGAAAUAUCUGGAUGAAUUAAACUUACAAAAAGUAAAUAUUCAGACAAGAGUGCAGAAUCUGCACGAUCAUCAGAGGAAUAUCCACGAGAGAACUUCCUUUAAGAGGAAGAACAUGUGUGAAUUAUUUAUGGACAUUAAGAAGCAAUUGGAAAUGGCAGAGAAGAAAGUGCUGAGCGAGAUCUCCCGACAGGAGGAGAAGAUUGUGUCCCAGAUAUCUGAUCUGAUCAAGAAGCUGGAAAUAAAGGAAGUUGAGCUGUCCAGGCAGAUGUGUAACCUGGAGGAGAUGUGUAAUGUCACUGACCCUAUAAGACUCCUACAAGAAAGUGACAUUACAGUAUGUGGUCAUGGAGACGGUGAGAUCACACAGAAAGAUGAUCGAAAGAUCAAGUCUGAGGAGGAUUCUGAAGUUUGUGUGUAUGACACCAAAGUGCAGGAUAACAGGACUGACCAAAACAAUGUCCUACAAGAAUCAGGGCAAGAAGCGUCCCAUAGUGAUAAGAGUAUAGUAACAGAAGAAGCAGCUCCAGUCCUUGAUCUGGGUGAGACGGCUGAUGAUCUGGAUGAGGUUCUGAUCUCAAUGACCUUACACCGAUCUAUGAGGGAUAUUGUUACCAACGUAACACUACAGCUCGGGUUCCAGGUUCCAGAUAUAUCACUGGAUGUGGACACUGCCAAUAAUGAGGUGAAGAUAUCAGAAAAUCUGAAAAUGGCAAAAGAUUCAGAAAAAGAAAUGGACAGAACAGAAUCUCCAGGAAGGUUUCUGAUUUACUCCCAGGUAUUAAGCAGAUGUGUCCUCUCCUCAGGAAGACAUUACUGGGAGGUAGAGUGGAACCAGAUAGGAGAAUGUGACAUUGGAAUGUCCUAUCCUAGUAUAAAAAGGGAAGGAGAGGAGUCUGCUAUUGGAUAUAAUGAUAAAUCUUGGAGUUUGAAUAUGAAUGAUGGAGAAUACAUAGCAUUACACAACUCAUUUGAAUCAAAUCUUAAGUCUGAAUCAACAUGUCCAACACUUGGAGUCUUCUUAGACUACGAGGCCGGACGUCUGUCCUUCUAUGAGUUGUGUGACCCCAUCAGACACUUAUACACCUUCACCGCCUCCUUCACUGAACCCCUUCAUCCUGCCUUCUAUGUAUAUAGAGGGGCCUCUCUUACAAUAAGGAGUUGAGUCCGCUGCAUCCACAUAACAUAAUAUAUUUUUUUUCCUUUCCUCGGAUCCAGGCUUAAUGUUAUGAGCAAAAUAGAAAUGUUCUUAGUCCAUUAUCCUGAGACUAUGUUUUCCUUAUUUUUUUAUUUCUACGGCAUAUUUAUUGGUUUUCUAUAUUAUUAUUAGUUUAGAGUUUUGUGAAGCUGCAGAUGUUACAUUAUGGUCCCGGGCAGAUCUUCUUGUGGGAGUCACACUGUUCAGGAUGGAUUUUUAUGGUCUGCCAUACAGAGGUGCAGAGAGGUGGAGGCCGAUAAUAGUGAGCCAAAGGUGCAGCAUUCUGUAUCACCGAAGAACACAGGGACUAAGUUGGAUUAUGGGAGUUGAAGAGUUUCUAUUUUGGGUUUAACAUCAUAUUUUGUCAAUGUUGAUAAAUAAAGAUUUGUCACCAUAUUUCCUAUUGCUUGAUGC
Molecule: messenger RNA, 2396 nt
Organism: Hyla sarda
Lineage: Eukaryota; Metazoa; Chordata; Amphibia; Anura; Hylidae
Product: E3 ubiquitin/ISG15 ligase TRIM25-like
Exons: 3
Coding region: 225-1949 (574 amino acids)
Molecular function (GO): zinc ion binding; protein binding
Source: RefSeq, a predicted model, not a curated record